UCAUAAUCACAAUCAGACGUCAUAAAAACGCGAGAUUGACUACGCGGACUACCAUAGUAUAAUUUUAUCAAGGCCUUGGUGAAUAAUCGUUCUUCACAGUGAUAUUGUUUUAUUCCUGCUUUUCCAAGUAAACAAAUAACUGUGUAUACGUGUUUGUGUAUUUUAGUGUUUGAGAAGUGCGUAUAAGAAAACCCAAGACUUGUGUAAGUGCUCCAAAACGGAUUCCGACAAGCUAAACCCCAACCAACAGCCAAAUUACAACACCAUGUACCAGAACCAGGGUGGGUACCCGCAAGGUGGAUAUCCGCAAGGAGGCUACCCGCAAGGUGGCUAUCCCCCUCCAGGUGGCUAUCCGCCGCAAGGUGGCUAUCCUCCGCAAGCUGGCUAUCCCCCGCAGCCUGGCUAUGCACCUCAGCCUGGAUUCCAGCCGGGCUAUGGCGCUCCGGGGUAUGCUGGUGAAGCGGGUGGAUACGGACAACCAGGCGUAUCAGAUUUGGGGGAAGAUGGUUCCGUCAAGGGGUUCGAUUUCAAUGACCAGAGUAUUCGCAAGUCCUUUAUUCGUAAGGUGUACUCCAUUUUGAUGUGUCAGCUGCUGAUCACUAUGGCGUUCAUUACACUUUUCACCUACCACGAGGGCUCCAAGGUGUGGUUUAGAUCACAUUCCUACAUGAUGUUUGUAGCCCUAGCCGUGGUUAUAGUCUGCCUGAUCGUGAUGGCGUGCUGCGGCAACGUGCGUCGUCAGGCGCCGUUGAACUUCAUCUUCCUCGGCAUCUUCACUCUUGCGGAGAGUUUCCUGCUCGGCGCCGUGUCGAGCACCAAGGCGCCUGAAGCGGUGAUGAUGGCAGUGGGAGUAACGGCAGCUGUGUGUCUCGCCCUGACAAUAUUCGCUCUGCAGACCAAAUGGGACUUCACCAUGAUGGGCGGAUUCCUCGUCUGCGCUACGGUUGUGCUGCUAUUGCUUGGUAUUGUCGCCAUGUUCGUCCGCAACAACACCCUCCAACUCGUGUACGCAUCCAUCGGCGCCCUCAUCUUCUCCAUGUAUCUCGUGUACGACACGCAACUCAUGAUGGGCGGCAAGCACAAGUACAGCAUCAGCCCCGAGGAGUACAUCUUCGCCGCCCUGAACUUGUAUCUGGAUAUUAUUAACAUCUUCAUGUACAUUCUGACUAUCAUCUCCGCUACGAGGGAUUAAGGUUGCGUUGUUGAGACGGAGUCGGAAUAUGUGGCACUUGAAUUUGAUACCGCAUUUAAAGUUCGUUUAAACUGCGCUGAGUUUAAUUUCAGAUUUAGUAAUUGUUUUUUUUUUUGUUGUAACGUCUAACGAUAUUGUGGAGCUUCAAAUUUUCGUAAAAAAAAAACAGAUGUCUUCAUGUUUGUGCAUGUGACAGCUGUCAUUACAACUUUAAAGUCUUUAUUUAUUAGGUUUAUACACAGAUUGUCAACUUCAGAUUUAUAUGAGGGGUAUCAGAUUUGAGUGAAGUUUAUUGGGGUAAAAUACCGAUUGAUGGCCCUGAAAAGUCACCAUUUUUUGGGAAAAACCCUCUACUGCUGCUAUAAAAUAAGGUUGAAGUUAGCAAACAUUGGUGGGAUGCCAGCGAUAAGGUAUUUUACCCUAAGGGCAAAAAGGUGACGAAAACUCACACGCAAGAUUUUACAACUUUAGUUGAAAACUAUGACAAUAGAUUUCGAAAAAUGUAACUCAUAGUACAUACUUUUAUUUUUAUUCACUUAAAAAGUAAUCGAAUCUUGCUAGAUAGUGCGUAGUUUGUCGUCAUCUUAAUUAAAAACUUAUGUUAAAUUAGAAUAGUGAGGUAUUAUGAUAUUUAACCCUUUGACCGCCUAGAACGUCCAUACACGCGCAUAGAAAGUGCCCUUAAUGCCAUGACGUGAAUGAACGUCAAGAAGUAACGGACAAAAUAUGUGAUUAAAAAAGUUUCUGUAUUUUUAUUAUUGAUUUAGAUUUUUAAACGAAUAAACCAACUACUUAAUUAAUUUUGUUUAGAUUUUUUUGGGACUUGGCGGUCAAAAGGAUUGUUAUUAUUUUGUGAUUCUCAUUAAUUUGUCAUCUCUUUUUGUCGCAUGACAUUUAAGUUGGCAUGUUGAUUGAAAAACUCAACUAUACUUAUUUGUUUGGUUUGAGAUUCAAGUAAAUAAUUUGAAAUAUUAGUCCCAAUCUUGUUUGCUGCUAUUUAUAACUUAUUUAUAAUGUUAGUAAACUCGUUUUUUUUUUUCUCGAAUACUAUAUAGGAUUCCACAAAGGUCCAUAUUAACCCUACCCUGUACCUACCCUAAGUGAUGAUUUUCAUUAUUUUUCUUUUUAUUAGAAAGCAAUAUAACGAAUCAAUAUAAAAUACGAAUAUAUCUAUAAUAAUAAUCUAUACCUUUCUUAGAAAACAUUGCAGAAAUUAUUAAAUUGUAAAACGGGAUAAGUCGCGUACAUAUUUAAGUUUUAAGAUUUACCGAGACCACGGGGACAGCGCCGUCCUCGAAACGUCGGAAGUUAAUCAUAAAACUUAAUUUGUCUUAUAUAAUGUACAAACUUAAAUUAUUACAGUGUUAGUACAUAAGGCUUUAUUAUAUGUAAUAUUUACACGAUUUUGGGUUUGAUAAUCAAUGGUGUUUGCAUUUAAGGUCCCCGUAGACGGAUAGUUUUAUUGAUAUAUUGAGCAAUAAAAUUGACCGCCUA
This is a messenger RNA of Cydia strobilella, 2686 nucleotides long. RefSeq names its product protein lifeguard 1-like. The coding region runs from base 266 to 1192 and encodes 308 amino acids. Lineage: Eukaryota; Metazoa; Arthropoda; Insecta; Lepidoptera; Tortricidae. The record is from RefSeq and is a predicted model, not a curated record. The transcript has 8 exons.